This is a messenger RNA of Ruditapes philippinarum (Manila clam), 11088 nucleotides long. Its product is annotated as intermembrane lipid transfer protein VPS13C-like. Gene Ontology annotation, cellular component: extrinsic component of membrane. Gene Ontology annotation, biological process: protein targeting to vacuole; protein retention in Golgi apparatus. The record is from RefSeq and is a predicted model, not a curated record. NCBI's taxonomy places the organism in Eukaryota, Metazoa, Mollusca, Bivalvia, Venerida, Veneridae.
AUAAUUUGUAUCAUCUAAACGUAUAGGUGAUGAAGAAUGAUGAUAUCGAGGCUGGUAUCGAGGAUGACGAAGAGACGGAGACGGUGAAAAUGCCACCACCUAGGAUGACGAUAAACGUGAAAUCUACAGAUGCUCUACAACUCACUAUGACAAAAGCCUGUCUAGAAAGCCUCACUAAUCUAGGGAAGGCAUUUGGGGAUGCGUAUGCUUUGGUAGAGCCUACAUUAAAAGCCGGAGAAGUUAUGACACCAUACGUUAUAAAGAAUGUCACUGGAGAGGAUCUAAUGCUCAAGCUUGACAAUGCCUUCGAGAGCCCUCCAAAUGCAGCAAACGGUAAAAUAAAGCUGUCAGUUGGCGAUACUUUACCUCUGAAGAACAAAGAAGGUCCGAAAUUACGUAGACAAGCUUCAGUUAUCAAGGCGUCCACUGCUUCUGAUGAAAAGAAAAUGAUCUUUCAGGUUUUUAAUGCAACAAGGGAGGUAACCAUCAAGCGUGCAGAAAAACGUCUUUUCCAUGUUGAAACUAAGACAGGUGAUCAAUGGGCUAUAGUUUGUGAUACACAGACGUCCCUGGGACAGAGAACUGUCACUUUUAGAUCUUCUGUACAGGUGAUGAACCAUCUGACAGUUCCAGUAGAUGUUUUCUUCAAGGAUGCGUCCGGAAAACUUGCCGAUAUCUUCAGUCAGUCCAGAAGAACUUUUCAGUCUACCGUUACAUACAAUAUACACCCCAAUCUGCCCAGUUCAUUUAAACCUAUCAAAGAUGGAUGUGAUGAGUUAAGUGACCCAAUAAGUUGGAAGGGUGCGGAAAAUAUGGGACUGAAACAGUUGAUGUGUAAGGCUGGCCCAGGACAUGAGCCUUUCUACUUCAAGGUCAGGGCCGAUAUUGAGACAGUAUAUUAUGAGACUGGUGAUACUCCCUCUGCCAAGUCAACGACCUUUCACCUUUAUCCCACUGUGAUAUUGCAUAAUCUUUUACCAUACAAGGUCAAGGUCUUGCUCCAGGUCAAGGUCAUGCAAAGAUCAUGCCUGUGUUGGAAAACAAACAUUGAAAUUACAAUACCAGAUUACCAGGGCAUGGAAUGGAUUGGAAGACGUUUACUGGAAGUGGAUAUACCAGAAUUAUCAGUGUGGACGUUCGAAGCUUAUGACAAAAGCAACAAGAAAUUAACCAUGGAUUUAGGUCUACAUUAUAAACAGGGACCUGGUGUUCUAGAUGUGUCAGUCUACAGUCCCUACUGGAUGAUCAAUAAAACAGAAAAUUACUUCAAUACAAGAUUGUUUAAUUUUCUAUUUCAGGCUGGUGAUGAUGACCCAGUAGAUCAUCCAUCGGACCUCAAGGAUAUUGUCAUGUUUUCAUUCAAGAAAAUUCUUUGUUACUCUAAGAAUAAUAAGCACAACUUUAAGGAGGACACCUUGGAUAGAAAGAAGGAUACAUUGGAUAGAAAGAAAGACACACUAGAGAGAAAGAAAGAUGCAAAGAAACAAAAAGUGAAGGAAAUGAAACAAAGUGGAAAAGCUUCUUUGAAGAUGGGAGAAGGUGAUUGGUCAGACAAGUUCUCCCUUGAUGUAGUGGGAAGUUCAGGAACUGUCCAGAGCAAAAAUAAAACAAGAACUUGGGAGGUUGGUGUUAGUAUACAGUUAACAAACUCUGGUCUUACCAAGGUGGUAAUAUUUACACCAUACUACAUGCUGGUUAACACGUCUCCAUACACCUUGUUGUGUAAAGAAAAUAGUGCCGACAGUGAUUGGAUCGAAAUACCAUCAAAAGAGUGUGUUCCAGUUUGGCCAAUGCAGACGGGCAAGGAGAUGACAAUGCAAACAAAGGUCAAGGAUACAGAUAUAUGUACAAGUCAUUUCCUGUUCAAUAAACCCCAUUCUACACUACUCAAACUCGAUAAUGAGUACGGAGGUAUCAAUGUGGAAUGUCAGGAGACAGAAUCGUCGGUAGUAACGACCUUGACAAAUUACAAGACUGGCAUGGCAACCGUCCUAAUCAUAAACCAAACUGAUAAGUGCAAUAUUUCAUAUCAACAAAGUGGGUCCGGUAAACUGGUGCAUGUAAUGGGACCGUCAAUGGUAGGCUUGUACACAUGGGAGGACUCUAUCGGCAAGAGGGAGAUACUUUGGACUUGUGGCGAGAAGAAAGACGUGAAAAAUGAUCUUUCUCAGGAUGGUAUAGGAGAAGUAUUCUUCAAUUCUGACACAAAAGUUUACUGGGUAUCAUUCCUCAAUGGCAUGCAGAGAGUUCUUCUGUUCACUCAUGACCUUGCUCUAGCAACCAUUGCUCAAGAGGCUGGAGAGUUAGAGAGGAUAGAGCAGGAAAUCAACUUAAACAUUCAAGGAAUGGGACUAUCAUUGGUUAACAACUAUAAACAACAAGAGGUGGCUUUCCUUGGAAUAACAAGUUCUGGUAUGAUUUGGUAUAAGAAGAGGAAGAGAUACAAGGCAUUUAACUUGAAGAAUUGUUUGGGCCUGGAGGCAGCAUACCAGAAAUAUGAAACAGAGAAGUUAGGUGGACAUACUCCCCCAGAUAUGUUGCGUAUUGACAAAAUGGAGGUUAACUUUAAAGAUAUGAUGAUGUUCAAACCAAAUAAGCGUAUGAUCCGCCGCAGUUUCCAGGACGGUAUCUGGGUACAGUACAAGACGUCCCCACAUCAAGUCCAGUUUCAUGCUAAAAUAAACAGGGUACAGCUGGAUAACCAGUUGGCAGGAUCAGUGUUCCCUACAGUUAUAUCACCAAUGCCACCUCCAAAAUCUGUUGCUGCUGAAAGUGUUCCAAAACCAUUCACAGAGAUCAGUAUGAUGUUAAGGAAACACGAGCAUAGCAACAUAUCACAAAUGAAAUAUUUUAAGGUGCUAAUACAAGAGAUGCAGGUAAAGGUAGAUCAAGGAUUCCUCAACAAUAUUCUCGACUUGUUCAGUUCUGACCAGGAGGCUUCUAGAGAUCAAGAGAAACAACUUAUGGAAGAGGAUAUAGAGAGGACAGAGAAAGAUUUGAUCACGACGAUGGGCGUGUCUUUAGCUAGUGAACAAAAAAUGUUUUAUGAUUAUCUUCAUCUUUCACCUAUAAAGGUACACUUGAGCUUUUCCCUACAAGGUGGCGGAGGAGGUGACGGUAAACCGACACAGUUACAUUCUAACGUGAUCAAUGUGUUCUUACAAUCUGUGGGCGUCGUCCUCACAGACGUACAGGAUGUUGUCUUCAAACUUGGUUUCUUUGAAAGACAACAUACAUUCUACAACAAUAAAAUGUUGGUUGGUGAAAUGACCACACAUUAUGCUGGACAGGCAAUAAAACAGAUGUAUGUGUUGGUAUUGGGUCUAGAUGUUCUAGGUAAUCCGUUUGGUCUGUUACGUGGUAUGGCAGAGGGUCUGGAAGAUCUUUUCUAUGAACCUUACCAGGGUGCUAUACAAGGACCAGAGGAAUUUGCUGAAGGUCUUGCUCUAGGAGUGAGAAGUUUGUUUGGACAUGCUGUUGGUGGCGCUGCUGGUGCCGUAUCCAGGAUCACUGGUACCCUAGGUAAAGGUCUGGCGGCUCUAACACUAGAUGACGAGUACCAGAAGAAACGACGAGAGGCAAUGAACAAAAGACCGGCAAAUGUUGGUGAAGGUUUCGCCCGAGGUGGUAAAGGUCUAGUCAUGGGUGUGUUUGAUGGAGUCACAGGAAUUGUGAGGAAGCCUAUUGAAGGUGCCAAGAAAGAAGGAGUGGAGGGAUUCUUUAAGGGCGUGGGUAAAGGUCUAGUCGGUGUGGUAACCAGACCUACAAGUGGUGUUAUAGACUUUGCCAGUAGCUCUUUUGAAGGAAUUAAGAGGAUAGCAGAAAAUGUUGGUGAAAUUCAUCGUUUACGGCCACCUCGAAGGUUCCACAAAGACAAGGUCAUCCGACCGUACAAUGAAGCAGAGGCUGCGGGCUAUGCAAUACUAUUGGAGACAGAGAAAGGGAAGUUUUACAAGACAGAUGAUUAUGUAGCUCAUGCUGUAGUAACUAAAGACCAGAAAAAUGUCUUCCUAGUGACUAACAAGAGAGUAAUUUUUGCAAGUCGUGGUGAAAUCUUUGGACAAUGGAAUUGUGAAUUUACGUAUGUUUGGGCAGAGUUGAAAGAGAAACCUAAGGCAAACAACAAGGGUUUUGAGCUUGUCUUGAAGGAGAAAGAGAAGAAGUUUUUAUUCGGAGGGUCAAGCACUAAGAAAGAGAUUCAUAUAACUGAUAAGAAAACUGUUGAAUAUAUAAUUGGAAAGAUAUCAGAAGUUUGGGACAGUGCCAAUUAAAUCAACUUAGUAAAUUAAAAAGACAGAUUCAUACAACUGCUGUUUUAAUUAGUUAUAACUAUAAAUAGACAAUAUUAUAAACAAUUAUUAUAAAAUGUUCCUUACAUAAUGGCAAAGAUUAUUUCUAGGUUUCUUUGAAUUUAACAAUUUUUCAGACCUAGUAUAUAUGCAUUAGUUUAUGUAUGUAUUUUGGAUGUCUGAGAAAUUCUGUGCAGAAAAGGGAUACUGAUUAUUGUUAAGAUAUGGUUUUAUAACAAAAUUAUCACAAUUUUUUUUUUUUAUUAAAUUUUGUUUAAUUGUUGCAAUAUUAUCGAAAAUUUGAUUUUUUUAUUUGAUAACCUCUAAUUGUUUUCAGAUAUUUAACAAAUUUUUAAAAGUCAAGCUCAGUAAUGAAAGGUAAUUUAUUGUAGUAAAAAUGUUGAGUGAUGAUAAAUGUAAGGUUUUUCUCAUUGCAACACAAGUGAGAUAGACUAUUUUUCUUACUGUAACACAAGUGAGAUAUACAUGUUUUUCUUAUUGUAACACAAGUGAGAUAGACUAUUUUUCUUACUGUAACACAAGUGAGAUAUACAUGUUUUUCUCAUUGCAACACAAGUGAGAUAGACUAAUUUUCUUACUGUAACACAAGUGAGAUAUACAUGUUUUUCUCAUUGCAACACAAGUGAGAUGUACAAUGUAAUUCUACUACAUUUGCUCACUAUUUUUUGAUACAGAUUUCUUUUAGUCUUUAACAUAUGUAUCCAAAUUUAGAUCCAUUUUAGGGUGUUUAUGUUUUGUAAAUUAUUUUUGACUUUCUUUUCUUCAACUGCUAGAAAAGUUUAAUUUAUAAAGGCUUUCUUUAAAUGGCAAAAUGUUGUUGUUGUUUUUUUAGAAUUAUACUGUUGUAUAUGGGUUUAGCUAUUUUGAUUUGCAAUUUUGAUAAGGGCUGAAAUACAAGGAUUCAUUUAAAUUUUGUAAAUGAAACAGUAAAAUGUAAAAGAAAAAUCCUUUCUAUAUCUGUAUUGGAGUAUAUAGUGAGUUUUUAUUUUGUACAUUAUGAUUAACAAGAAUUUGUUAUUACUGUUUUCAUUCAUAAUAAUUGCAUGGACUGAUUUUAAAUAAAAAAUAAUUGAAAUUCUCAAUGUUAUGGGCAUAGCCUGAAUAAUAAAAAAAAAAAAAAUUUUUUUAUCAAAAAUAAACUGAUAAUUUAAGUUAGUCCACCAGGUAUGGCAUGUAUGUUCUAUACGGAGUUUCAGUUCUAACACCAACAAUAUGUUACUGUAAAUAUUCUAAAGGCAAAAGAAUGCAGUAAAAUGAUAAAUGUAUAUUGAUGGUAGGUCAUGAUCUUCAGUUAAUCUGGCUUUAAAACAUUAUAAUUGUAGAAGGGAGUAAAUCAUACAAGCUAUGGUUUGUUACCCUAUAAAUGUACAAGGGAGUAAAUAAUACCAGCUGUGAUCUACUGUAUACAAUUACUAGGGAGUGAAUAGUACCAGCUAGAUUUUAUUACUGUGUAAAUGUACUAGGGAGUAAAUCAUACCAGCUCUGUUUUUAUACUUUAUAAAUGUACUAGGGAGUUAACUGUACCAGCUAUUAUUUGUUACUGUUUACAUGUACUAGGGAGUAAAUUUUACAUGCUAUAAUUUAUUAAAGUAAAGUGUAAAUGUAGGUUAGCUACAUGUAUAUCUGGUUAUGUAAGUAAUAUUGCAGAUUUUGUUAGAAUGGUUCUUAUUCAAAUUCCUGUGUAAACACUUAGUAUUUAAUUUUGUAUAUGCUUGCAUUAGUCCUCACAUGGCAACAAUAUUUUGUUAUACAUGGUGCAUUUAUUUAUAGAUGUAUUCUAUUUAAUGUUUUAUUUACUUUUAUCUGUAUACAUUUAAUUCCUAUAUCAACUGUCUCAUUAUGAAGGCUUUAAGCUUUACACCAUGUAUAAAUGUUUAUGUUUUCACAACUGAUAAGAUGAAAAAUAUACAUAAGAUAUACUGGAUAAGUUGGUAGGGUAUUGGUGCAUUGACUGAACCUAGGGAUGGUAGGUUUGAGUCAUGACCAUUUAUUUUCAUAUGAGGUCGGGAUUGCUGACUUACGACAUUGUCAUAGAAGGAAAAUGGGUCAUUGAACUUACAUGUAUGCCUUUGUGUAUGCAUGGCAAGCUUUAAUGGUGUUUUCACUAUUCCUUGUGGUAAUAAUGCCCUGAAAAGGUAAAUAUAUUAUACAAUACCAUGACAUUAUAGUUAUUACAUCAAUUCUUGUCCAGACAUAUUUUGCUAUCUUUGUUUCUUUCACUUUGUAUGCGGCUGCACCGGAUGUAAAAAUACCCUGGUCAAUACUCAACCAGAUGUUUAUUAUGACUUGAAUCGAGUGUGAAUUUAAAUGUGUACAUUUUUGGUGUAAUGAAUAUGUAGGGGUAUAUGGAAGAGUUUGCUUGAAAAAUAGACCUAAAGUCUGAAUCUAAUAUUUAAGGUUAUUUUUUUAUGCUACCCAAGGUUUGUUUUGGUACUUAUGUUAGCACUUUCCAUUCAAAAGACUUAAUUUUAAUGCUAUUUUGUGUUAAUUGGGUCAAGGUCAUUGAUGCUAAAAAUAGAUUUUUCUAAUUGUUUUUUGUUUUUUUGCUUUAUGAAUGGGACAUUGGGUGGCAUUCAUAGGUGUUUGCCAAUAUUUUUGUUUUUCUUACUGAUUUACUUGUUUGCUUAUCAUAUUAUAUUAGUACUUUAGAUGAACUUAAGAUUGUUCUGAAACCAAUUCUUUAUUAUUAGGGUUUUUUGUUGCUUUUGUUGCAUUCUUGUAAAGAUAGACUUGUCUUGCCAAUGCUAGUGUUAGGAAAUGUCUUUAUUCAAUGAUCUACAUGUAAAGUGCCAUUUCUAUUUAUUUACUUUUUCUUGUCCAUGACUAUCCUUGUUUGUUUAUGGGCAAAACAAAAAAUAUUGCUUUAUAUAGUUUUGUAGCAAAUAAAAUGUUGUUUUUUUAAUGAAAUUGUGAAAUUGGUGUUUAUUUAAUAAGUUAAGUUAGUGUUGUUUUUAAACUUUAUCACACAAAAAGAUAAUACCUUUGUAGAUAAGAUAAAAAAUUGUUGUUUUAUAAUUUCUUGUUGUAAUUGUUGAGGAAAAACAUUACACUUGUUGUGUUUAUUGGGGUUUUGGAUUAGUUAAAAAAUAUAUAUAAACUAAAUGUUGUAAAAUUAGUGAUAACCCAGUGGUCAAGGUACAAAUUAGUGAUAACCUAGUGGUCAAGGUAUUGUUGGUACCUCUGAACCCAGGAAUUAUGGGUUCAAGCCCUACCGGGGUCACAACAGUGUUCCCUCAUAUGAGAUCAGUACUGGUAAGUUCCAGGAAACAAGACUUGAGAGUGGUUCAAAUAGAUUUCAAGUUCACAUCACACUUGAGCUAAAAUCAUUGCAUAUAAUUAUGUUUGAAAUUAAAUGUUGUUAUAGUGUUAAAAUAAAACUUGCCAGAUUAAUUAUUUAACAAAAAUAUAGAUAAUUUAUCAGGGUUUGAUAUUGUCCGAACAUGUGUUUUGCUUGUCAGAAAUGCUAGAUCUGUUUGAGUGCGAAAGAAUUUAGAAAUUUAUACUUUGUAGUGAGCUUGAAUGAGCAAUGAAAUGGGUUUUUCUUUGGUUAUAUACAUGAUUGCGUGUUAGGUGCAGUAUAUGACUAAUUGAAAUUUCUUGGCUUAAUGUUUAUAAUAGUAUUUGUAGAAAUGUUAGUUGUAUAAUUAUGUUGAUAGUUUAAAUCAUGUACAGAUUAUAUGUAUAGAUAAGUUCUGUAUCAAAUAGUUAGGCAUAAUAAUUUGAAGGUCCUUUUGUCUAUAAUUUGUCCCAAAAAAAUGAUGUUCAAUUAUGUUGUUUUUUUUAAUGGGUAUUAUUAAACGCCCUAUCAACAGUGUGCAUAUCUUUUUUGUUUUCAGUUGAAAAAAUUUAAUGAAUGAAAUCUUAUUUUUGAAUACUAGUGUGUCAAUGAAAUAAAAGUUGUGGGUUUUGAUUAGUAUUUUGCUGGGAUUAUUUAAUGCAGAGUUGUAACCCUUUUAUUAUUUUUACAUACAGUUGCACCUGUGCUUAUGUCCACUUUUGGAGCAAAGACCUGACAUAGAAACACCUGUCCCUUUAGACCCCCAACUUUUUAUUUACUGUGUAUAAUGGUGGAGUAAAAUUACACAUUUACUUUGAGAGGCUAUAUGUUAAGACGGACAACUCUUACAAUUUUUCCCUGGGUGUGGUAUGGCCUUGUUAUACAGGAUAGACUGUAUAUGGAACACACUUAGUAGAUGUUGUCAAGUUUCUCCAUUUAUAACUAAUUAUUAGUGUAGAAGAACUGGAGUAUGUUUGUGGAUAGACAACUCUUUAAAUUAUGCCCCCAGACUAGUUUUUUUCAUAUGCAGGCUUAAAUGUGUGUUGCAUAUGUGUAGAACACAUGAUUGGGUACCGUAGUUGUGUUUAAAUUUUGUGACAUGUUGAGUUAAUUCAUGCAGCAAUACUCAUAUCAUUGGUGUUGUACUUUGUGUAUGUUGUGUUGUAUUUCCUAGUUAUUUCUGAGUAAAUUUCCUAGUUAUUUCUGAGUAAAUUUCCUAGUUAUUUCUGAGUAAAUUUCCUAGUUAUUUCUGAGUAAAUUUCCUAGUUAUUUCUGAGUAAAUUUCCUAGUUAUUUCUGAGUAAAUUUCCUAGUUAUUUCUGAGUAAUUUCCAAGUUAUUUCUGAUUAAAUUUCCAAGUUAUUUCUGAUUAAAUUUUCUAGUUAAUUCAGAGUUAAUUUCCUAGUUAUUAAAUAUUUUUGAGUAAAAUUUCCUCGUUAUUUCUGAGAAGUACUGAUAAUAUUGUCACCUUAGUGCAGUAAUGGGGUAACUUCCAUGAAAUUACAUAAGAAGUUAACCCAUUACUGCACUAAGGUGACAAAUAUAUACAUGUAUAUACUCUGCUACAUUGACUGCAUGUAUUUCAUCUUGGACUGAAAAUGUUAUCGUUAGUCCCAAUUUCAUAGACAAAAGUAUGACCCAACAUAAAAAGAAAUCCAUAUUGAAAAUGAAUGUAAAUUUGGUAUUCCAGAUUGAGUGUAAAGUAAUGGGAAAAUAAUUUUAGUUUUUAUUACUUAAUGGUUUCAUUUGUGGUGAAGUCAUUUGAAGAAGUAGAUUAAAGUGAUCAUUUUGAAAGUACAAUUAUCUAAGACUUGUAUUAAGUUUUCCUGAACCAUAUUUGGCAGUCUUCAGUGGAACACUGUCAUUUUUUGCCAUGUUUGGCAACCUUUGAGGAUACCCUGUCCAUAAUUUUUAAAGAACAUCUGUAUAGCUUUUAUUUCUUCUGUGAUUUUUUGUUGACGUUCUUUUUCUAAUUCCUUGUACAUGUUGUGUAAGGACACAUUUGACAGCUUUGUCUUUGUUUAAAUUUUCUUUACAAUGCCACUCAUUGCUCAAAUUUCUAAAAAUGUCUUGUAUAUUUAGAUACCUUUCUUAUGUACAUUUUUGUAUACAAUGUGAGGCAAAGUCCAGAUGUUCAAAUUUUCAAAUAUUUCAAAAAAUAAUAUUGGAUACUAAGUGCAAAUAGAAAACUUUUGAGCAAGAAUUAUUUUAUAGAGUUACUACAUAAAGAAUAUAUGGUUAUAUAAUUAAAAAAAUUGUUAUCUAUCUUGAAGGGUAAUGAAAAUAAUCUGUUUAGUACAUGUAUUUAUAAGUAGAUAUGUAUUGUAUAAGUGUAAUUGCUUAAUAUAUUUAAUUAACUAAGUUCUUAUAAGCUUCUUUAUAUAUUGUCCUUAAUUGAUAAUUAAUUACCUCCCUUGUUGUACAGAGUUACUACCCCUGUUAUAAUUAAUCAUUUUUCAUGAUUUUUAUAAUUUUUUCGUUAUAAACCCUGAAAUUAGAGGGAAGAACAAUGAGUCAAUGUUUUGAUAAUUUGAAUAAUUUAAAACAUUAUUACAAUAAUAAAAAAAAUUCUUGUGAAAUUUCAAUAAAUCUAUGAUGCAUGUAAAGCUAUGAUAUAUAUAACAACAAAUGUGACUUUAUUUUCAAGUUACAAAUACAAAAAUGUGUGCACUAUAUCUCGGCAUAAAACCAGAACACUAACAAAAUAUAAUAGAAAUGUUGCUCUAAUGUGAAGCAAGGGGUUUACUAGCUGCAAUAAGUUAACAUUUCUUAUGUCUGUGAGCCUUACACUCAGUAUGAUUGAGUAGGUGACAACACGUGUAUUGGCACUGUGUAUUCCUUACUAGCUUUUACCGCAUAGAACACAUAUUGUUUAAAAAGCAUAUGUGUAAAUACAAGUCCAUGUAUAUAUCUGAUCCAUUCUUUGCAGCUUCCAGAGUAGAUAAAACAUUAAAAUAAUAUUUGCAUCAUUUGCCAAUCAUUUUAUCAAAUUAAUAAUCACCAAAUUUAAAGCUUUUAGAAGAACUAUGCAAAUAUAUAUCGACUACAUAUUUCCUGCUAUACCGUCUUGCCUUGGUAUAAUGAACUGCUUUUUUGUGUUUUUCAACUUUUUAUUGUUAUUUUCUAUUGUCUAUUUGGUAUUUUGUUUGGCCCAUUGUGUUUUUCUAGGCUUCGAUCUUAAUUCAUGUGGAAUGGUGAAGUGUAUGGUACAAAAAGUACUGAAAAUUUCUCGACGCAGAGCAGAGUGGGAGAUAUUUACACCAUUUUCUAGCAUAUUUUCCUGCUUUUGUAUUGUGUGUACAUACACCUUUGCUAAUGAACAGGUCGAAAAUGAAAAAACAAUGAUGGCCGUAACAAAAUGCUAAAAUUGUCUAUACAUGUUUUUUCAUGUAUAGAAUUUCUUAUUUUAUAGUACUAUAGAUUUAUUUUUAUUUUAUUUUCUAAGUAUUGGUUAUGUUUACUUUUGUUAAGCUUCAGUGUAUAAAUAAAUAUAAUGCAUUUUA